AUGGAUUCUUCCGUUCCGUCAUACCAACAUCGGUCGCUUUCGAUCAAAUUAUGGCCGCCUAGCCAGAGUACUAGGUUGAUGUUGGUUGAACGGAUGACUAGAAACCUUACUACUCCGUCUAUUUUCUCUAGAAAAUAUGGACUUCUUAGUAAAGAAGAGGCUGGGGAGGAUGCUAAGGAGAUUGAGGAGGCGGCGUUUGUGACUGCGACCCAGCAUUUUGAAGAGGAGCCCGAUGGUGAUGGGAGUUCUGCUGUGCAGAUUUAUGCUAAGGAGUCUAGUAGGCUUAUGUUGGAAGUUUUGAAAAGAGGGCCGAGAGUGGAGGAUGGGGAAUUGGUAUCGGAGAAUGGUGAUGCUAGUGUUGAAACUGUUUUUGAUAUUUCUGGGGGUCGUAGGGCUUUUAUUGAGAAGGAGGAAGCCUCGGAACUUUUGAAACCAUUGAUGGGACCAAACUCGUUUACGAAGAUAUGUUUUAGUAAUAGGAGUUUUGGUUUGGAUGCUGCUCAUGUUGCUGAACCCAUUUUGAUAUCGAUUAAAGAUCAACUCAAAGAGGUGGAUCUUUCGGAUUUUAUUGCUGGGAGACCAGAAGCAGAAGCAAUUGAAGUGAUGAAUAUAUUUUCUUCUGCACUAGAAGGUUCUGUUUUGAGAUAUCUUAACCUGUCAAAUAAUGCCAUGGGCGAGAAAGGGGUUAGAGCAUUUCGGUCACUCUUAAAAUCACAGAAAGACUUGGAGGAGCUUUAUUUGAUGAAUGAUGGUAUAUCAGAGGAAGCUGCAAAAGCAGUUGCUGAAUUGAUUCCUUCCACUGAGAAGCUUAAGAUUCUUCAUUUCCAUAAUAACAUGACUGGAGACGAAGGAGCAUUUGCAAUAGCUGAGGUUGUGAAACGCUCCUUAGCUUUGGAAGAUUUUCGGUGUUCUUCUACAAGAGUAGGCUCUGAAGGUGGAGUUGCUGUUGCUGAAGCUCUUGGGGCAUGCACACACUUGAAGAAGCUUGAUUUGCGUGACAACAUGUUUGGUGUGGAAGCUGGACUUGCUCUAAGUAAAGUUAUACCUGUGUUUGUUGAUCUUACAGAGAUAUACCUCAGUUAUUUGAACUUAGAGGAUGAUGGUGCUGAAGCCCUUGCAAAUGCUCUGAAGGAAUCUGCACCAUCACUGGAAAUUUUGGAUAUGGCUGGGAAUGACAUUACUGCAAAAGCUGCUGUUUCUGUGGCUGCCUGUAUAUCUUCAAAGCAGUUCCUCACCAAGUUAAAUUUAUCUGAAAAUGAAUUGAAGGAUGAAGGUGCAGUUUUAAUCAUUAAGGCAUUGGAAGAAGGUCAUGGCCAAUUAAAUGAAGUUGAUCUUAGUACAAAUUUGAUCACAUGGCCGGGAGCUAAAGUGGUGGCUGAAGCUGUUGUUCAGAAACCUGGAUUUAAGUUGCUAAAUAUCAAUGCUAACUUCAUUUCUGAAGAAGGAAUUGAUGAGUUGAAGAAUAUAUUUAAAAACUCACCUGAUGUGCUGGGUCCUUUGGAUGAGAAUGAUCCUGAAGGAGAGGACAUUGAUGAAGAGGCUGAAGAAGGUUCUGAUGAGGAUGAAUUGGAAUCAAAACUGAAAGGCCUUGAGAUUUAA
This is a messenger RNA of Vicia faba (fava bean), 1599 nucleotides long. The record is from the annotation of a GenBank genome assembly. Lineage: Eukaryota; Viridiplantae; Streptophyta; Magnoliopsida; Fabales; Fabaceae.